This is a messenger RNA of Cimex lectularius (bed bug), 1483 nucleotides long. RefSeq names its product glutamate-rich WD repeat-containing protein 1. Lineage: Eukaryota; Metazoa; Arthropoda; Insecta; Hemiptera; Cimicidae. The record is from RefSeq and is a predicted model, not a curated record. The coding region runs from base 121 to 1461 and encodes 446 amino acids. Gene Ontology annotation, molecular function: protein binding. The transcript is spliced from 8 exons.
UUUUGUAAAACCUUCCCCCUGGUUUACCGCCCCGUAAAUAAACGUGUUGUAUCCGUAUAUUCCAUAGUAUCCAACCGCACGUGCUUUUGCUCGUCGUCUUAUCCAUAGUUUUUCCGGAAAAUGGGCGAGAGCGAUGAGAUGGAGGUAGACCCGGCCGAAGGGAGUUCGAACAAAGUGAAAAAAAAUGCGGCCAAGGGGAAAAAGGAGGUCGUCCCUCGACCGUACUUGCCGGGUAUGCCCAUGAAAAAGAACGAGGAACUAGUCUACGAUCCAUCCGCCUACCACAUGCUCCACGAAGCUCAGACCGGUGCACCUAGCCUCAGUUUUGACAUCAUACCAGACGGUGAUGGCGACAACAGGACGCAGUUUCCUCAUUCGGCGUACUUGGUGGCCGGCACUCAGGCCGACAGACCAAAUGGAAACAACUUGAUUGUUAUGAAGGUCGAGAAUUUAGUCAAAACGCACAAGAAUGAAGAUGAAUCAUCAUCGGAAAGUGAAGACGAAGAUGAAGAAGGGUUCAAAUUGGAAAAAAAUAACGAACCCUUUAUGAGGACGCAAUUGAUCAAACAUUACGGCUGUGUCAACAGGAUUAGGACAACAUUGAUAGAUGGAAAAGUAUUGGCGGGAGUUUGGUCAGAGAUGGGCAAAGUGACCGUUGUUGAUAUAAGCCCGCAGUUACAGUGCCUAGUAGAUCCUACGAAUCCGUUGAACCAGAGGAAUAAAAAAAAAGGUGUCGGAGAUCCUAUCAAGCCUUUGUACGUAUUCACUGGCCAUCGGGGAGAAGGGUACGGUAUUGACUGGUGUCCCACGCAGCAAGGUGUUCUCGCAACAGGGGAUUGUAAGGGUGGUCUCCAUAUCUGGACUCCGAGAGGAGAAGGUUGGUCGGUGAACAAGAACUCCCUCGUCGGCCACACGGAUUCUGUUGAAGAUCUUCAGUGGUCGCCGAACGAACCCUCUGUAAUUUCUUCUUGCUCUGUUGACAAAUCAAUAAGGAUAUGGGAUACAAGAGACAACCCUAACAGCGCUUGUAAGCUAGCGGUGAAUGAUGCCCAUACUUCAGAUGUAAACGUUAUAUCAUGGAACAAGAAAGAACCGUUAAUCCUUUCAGGCGGUGAUGACGGUUAUAUUCACGUUUGGGAUUUAAGGAAUUUCAAGAGUCAAAGCACCGUCGCUAGCCUGAAACACCACAAAGAUUCCAUAACAACUGUUGAAUGGAUGCCGUUGGAAGGGUCCAUCUUUGCAAGCGGUGGCGAGGAUGAUCAGAUCACCAUCUGGGAUUUGGCCGUCGAGAGGGAUGAAGCGGUGAAGGAGGAAGACGUGAAGGAUCUACCGCCACAGCUUCUGUUCAUUCACCAAGGCCAGAAGGAAAUCAAAGAAUUACACUGGCAUAAGCAAAUACCGGGGAUGAUAAUAAGUACAUCAAACACAGGAUUUAAUUUUUUCAAAACUAUAUCUGUUUGAAUUUAAUAUAUUUUAUUUUAUU